AUGGGAAAUAACUUAUCACAACAUGCAAGGGACAGGAUAUACCUAUGCAAGAAGGAUGGUGAGCGUGAACUGAACCUCAGCUCAUGUGACCUUAAAGAGUUACCAAAGCGAAUUCUAAAGUUCCGCAAGACACUGACACAGCUAAACGUUGGAAAGAACUUCUUGACAGAGUUCCACAACAGUAUCGAGAAGUUCCAGCUGCUCGAGGGUCUGGUCGCUGAUUCGAAUGAACUGAACGACGUAUCAGCAUCUCUUUCGUCAUUGGCGCACCUCACACACUUGGACCUCUCAAACAACCUGUUGACCAAUGUGCCCAACAACAUGAGUCACCUCACAUACCUCAACAUAUCGAUCAACUCGAUCCAGUCCUUCCCCAACGCCCUCUCACUGCCCAUGCUGCAGGAGCUUCUCUACGCCCACAACAAGGUCUCCAUUUUCCCGACACCCAUCCUCGAGCUCCGCCAUCUGCGCACACUUGACCUCAGUGGCAACCGUCUGAACUACCUGCCCGACGAGAUAUCACAUCUGUCGGCCACGCUGCACACCCUGGACCUCUCUGAGAACAACUUCACAUCGUUCCCGCCACCCAUAUCAACGUUGUCCAACCUUCGAACGCUGCGCAUCGGCAGCAACAACAUGGGUACACUGACACCAGUGUUCACCACGUUGACACAUCUCGAGACACUUGACUUUAGCGGAUGCAGUCUGACCUCGUUCGACUUUGACCUCUCCAAGCUAAUGAGCUUGACAGAGUUGUCUCUGGCUCACAACCGUAUACCAGAAUUCAGCGUUCAGACUGCGCUCUCAUUGGGCACUCUCAAGAAGAUGAAACAGUUGGAUCUGUCAGCGGCCGGCUUCAACUCGAUUCCCAAGCAGAUUGGCUGGCUCACUGGCCUGCGUCGUAUCAACCUGACCCAGAACAACCUGACCAAGGUACCUGGCGAGCUCAGUCUACUGAACCCAUCGAUCGACAUCCUCUUGGUGCCCAACCCGUUGGAGUACCCAUACGCAGAGUGGAUCAAGGAGGGCAUACCCAUCUUCUUGCAGAACAUCAGACCCUACAUGAAGGCCUACGCACCCAACUGCUCAGUCAGUGAUCUGCAGACACAGUUGAAGGUCAACACACCCAACCAGUUUACGAUCACAGCAGUUGACUAUGCCGGUCAGGCCAGGAUCAGUGGAGGAGAUGUAUUUGAGGUCAAGAUGAUGCUGGACGGACAGGGUGCAUCGCAGGCUGGUGAGACACCCGCCGGAGCGUCCUUCUUGAAACAGAUCGAUUGCAUCGUCAAGGACAACUUCAAGGCUCAGAAAGCAAGCCACCUACACUGUAUUCUUUAA
This is a messenger RNA of Acytostelium subglobosum LB1, 1338 nucleotides long. RefSeq lists its product as hypothetical. Gene Ontology annotation, molecular function: protein binding. The record is from RefSeq and is a predicted model, not a curated record. NCBI's taxonomy places the organism in Eukaryota, Evosea, Eumycetozoa, Acytosteliales, Acytosteliaceae. The transcript has a single exon. The coding region runs from base 1 to 1338 and encodes 445 amino acids.